AUGGUCUCUCAAGCCCAAGUUCUUGAUCGCUCUGUGCCGAUGCAAAGCGCCCCCUCUUCUGUGUCGCGUCAUUCACAUAGCGGUCGCCGCCAUCGCUCGAGUCGUUCUCAUCAUGGUGGUCCUUCUCAUCAACCACAGAAUGAUUUUCCGAUCUUCACCCACACCGGUGAUGUUGAGAUCGUGAUACGCGCCAGUGGACAGGAACGGCGCUAUCUUCUGCAUCGAUUGAUAUUGGCGCAAUGCUCCGGGUUCUUCGAGGCCAGCACAAGCGAGGAAUGGUCGCGACAGGGCACAGCGAGGCUUCAGCACAGCGAUACGGGGAUCUCGUCCCGGAUCAGCGAGGAUAAUUCGUCGCUAUCCAACGGAUCAACCCUUGCGCAAUCAGAGAGCGGAGCGUGCGCAGUUCACCCAGAAAAGAGGAGAUGGAGAUACGAGCUGGACUGGGAAAAUAAGGCGGAAGACGAAGAGCCUAUACUGGUCCAAAAGCAGCCAACGUUCUCCAACGUCAUAGGGAGCGAUGCCGUCUACUUUCCACCGUCGAUGACCAAACCUUCGAGCGCACAAACUGGCUUCAUCCGAUCAAUGGCAAAUCUAGCAGGGAUGCAAUCCGUGGUCAACCUGCCUCAUACGGCAAAUACAGCAACCGUGGAGAUGGAUCCGAUCAUCCGUGACUAUGACAAUCUGUUUCGCCUGUUCUACAACCACCCUCCUCUCCUCAAUAGUGUCAACAUCGCGACUGCUUAUGCCGAGUGCCGAUCUCUGCUUGCGCUUGCCGACAUGUAUGAUGCCUUGGCGGUUACUGGACCUCGAGUAGACCAUCAUCUCCUCGGAUUUGGAUCUCGACUCUUCAAGCAGAUUGCGAAAUACCCUCCGAGCUACCUCAAGUUGGGGUACCUCGCGCGCAGCCGGGUCAUCUUCUCCGAGGCACUGAUCCACGUUGUGGGCCAGUGGCCCGCGGGACUACCUCACCUUCGCAACAGCUCUUACUCACCCCUCCCGAACUCGGUACUCGACAUCAUCGAGGACAAAGUCGAAGAUCUCGAAGACCUCAGGGCGCGCGUCGACUCGAAGCUUCUGCGCUUGACACUCACCACCUCGCGCGGCGAGCGCGUCACCCCCACAAACGCAUACCUCGACUGGCUCGCCGUCUCCCUGUUCCGCCAGUGGCUCGUGGACAACACCACCCCGCCGCCGGCCCCUAUCCUCAAAAACCCCUCGACGAAUCGUCUCCUCACCACCAACGCAAACAUCAGCACCAGCGCCAGCGCCAGCAACAAUACCAGCCGCCGUUCGCAAAGCAGCCAUCGCACCCAGGAAACCAUCUCGCGGGCCUCUCCACCCUCGCCCCCUCUCACCCCAGCACAGGUAUACCGACUCAUAGGCUCCCCCUCGACGCAGGCCUACCUCGCGCAUGACGAACUCAAAAAAUUCCUCAAAGUCCACCCCACCCCGUCCGCAGACUCGCUCUACACCCGGGACGUCCUCAAACGCUUCGAGCGCAAAAUGGACGAAAUCAAGCGGCUGGCCCGGGAAAUCGUCAAGCCGCUCCUGAGGAAUUUCCUCGAGUUAGACCUGAAGGGUACCGAGCCGGGCGACUCGGCGUUCGUCGCGUUGCCGUAUCUCACCUGCACGAAAGUCGAGGACGAAGAUAUUCCCUGGGACUGA
Molecule: messenger RNA, 1665 nt
Organism: Aspergillus thermomutatus
Lineage: Eukaryota; Fungi; Ascomycota; Eurotiomycetes; Eurotiales; Aspergillaceae
Product: BTB/POZ domain-containing protein
Exons: 2
Coding region: 1-1665 (554 amino acids)
Source: RefSeq, a predicted model, not a curated record